Messenger RNA from Mus musculus (house mouse), 3044 nucleotides. It is a transcript of the gene Phf11d, whose product is annotated as PHD finger protein 11D. The record is from RefSeq and is marked validated. Lineage: Eukaryota; Metazoa; Chordata; Mammalia; Rodentia; Muridae. The transcript has 10 exons. Gene Ontology annotation, cellular component: nucleus. The coding region runs from base 126 to 1073 and encodes 315 amino acids.
ACUCGUGGUUUGCAGUCCUCCACCCCUGCCGUGGUGUGUGACUAGGCUCCAGAGUGCCCUGGAACAAAAAGUCCUCUUGCGGUUUGCAUCAAAGCCGUUUUUGUGACAGUCCAAUCAUAGAAAAGAUGGAAAAAAGGACAUGUGCCCUGUGCCCUGAAGGCCACGAGUGGAGUCAAAUAUACUUUUCACCAUCAGGAAAUAUAGUUGCUCAUGAAAACUGUUUGCUGUAUUCAUCAGGACUGGUGGAGUGUGAGACUCUUGAUCUACGUAAUACAAUUAGAAACUUUGAUGUCAAAUCUGUAAAGAAAGAGAUCUGGAGAGGAAGAAGAUUGAAAUGCUCAUUCUGUAACAAAGGAGGCGCCACCGUGGGGUGUGAUUUAUGGUUCUGUAAGAAGAGUUACCACUAUGUCUGUGCCAAAAAGGACCAAGCAAUUCUUCAAGUUGAUGGAAACCAUGGAACUUACAAAUUAUUUUGCCCAGAACAUUCUCCAGAACAAGAAGAGGCCACUGAAAGUGCUGAUGACCCAAGCAUGAAGAAGAAGAGAGGAAAAAACAAACGCCUCUCAUCAGGCCCUCCUGCACAGCCAAAAACGAUGAAAUGUAGUAACGCCAAAAGACAUAUGACAGAAGAGCCUCAUGGUCACACAGAUGCAGCUGUCAAAUCUCCUUUUCUUAAGAAAUGCCAGGAAGCAGGACUUCUUACUGAACUAUUUGAACACAUACUAGAAAAUAUGGAUUCAGUUCAUGGAAGACUUGUGGAUGAGACUGCCUCAGAGUCGGACUAUGAAGGGAUCGAGACCUUACUGUUUGACUGUGGAUUAUUUAAAGACACACUAAGAAAAUUCCAAGAAGUAAUCAAGAGUAAAGCUUGUGAAUGGGAAGAAAGGCAAAGGCAGAUGAAGCAGCAGCUUGAGGCACUUGCAGACUUACAACAAAGCUUGUGCUCAUUUCAAGAAAAUGGGGACCUGGACUGCUCAAGUUCUACAUCAGGAUCCUUGCUACCUCCUGAGGACCACCAGGUCAGAUCCCAGGAGUCUCCUGAAGUGCAAGCAGGCUCAGGAGACAGCCUGUGACAGAUCCACAGUCCCCUCCCGCUCUGACCUGCUACUGCUCAUCCAUGCUCCAUACCUGGCUGGGUGUUUCUUGUCUCCUCUCUUCUCAUCUCACUUGUCCUGCUUUCCCCUGACAGUAAAAGCUGUUCCUCAGGAAAACUGGAUGGGGCCUCCAUGUUCUCCAAGGAUCGAGGAAGUCUUCCUGCCUACCCUGCCCACCCCAGUCAAGGGCAGCAACACCAGAGCUUUGCUCAGCCUUAAAUGGAAUCUUAGAGCUUUCUCUUGCUUCUGCUACUCCUACAGAUGGCCUCAUCAUGGUCUCCACUCAGUAUUAAUAACUCCAUCAGCAUAGAGCAAACUCAACACUGUGCAUUGCACACUGUUACCAUGGGUUUAUGCUCACUAUCAUAUCACAUUGCCAAUAUUUAGCACACUUAAUAAAUGCUUGUCAAAACCACUGAAGUGUGCACCGUUUAUUUAAUACAGUCCCAGGCAGCCCUCAGAUGUAGCAAGACACAAUGCACUCUUCUGUUUUUACCAAUUUUGUGGGUCUUCAUCAGACUCUUUUUAAAAAGUGUCUUUUUGGCAUCAGUCAUUACAAGGGCAUGCUUCAUGUUCAAGACCAACUCCAGCUUUUGAAUCUGGGCUCUUUGACUCGAGCACCAUUAGGGGGAAUAGGGGAUGUGGAGCACUAAGACUUUCCCCACCUGACAGUAUGCAUCAGAUCUGUGUACCCACACUGCCCCUGACCCUUGACUCCUCUCACAUCCACAUUUCUCAUUUCCUCCCAUGAUCCUCUGGGUCACAGUAAUGCGCCUGACAGAAUUGGAUUGAGCUGUGUCCCAGCAUGGUAUCUAGUUUGUUAUGUGUGCUCACACACUUGUGAAGGAAUCACUCCUGGUGCAAUACUGUGGGUACCAAGGCCUGUCUAAGCCACUUCAGGAGGGAUCAACUGGAAUGACUGCCAUCUGAGCACCUGUCAGAACCAGCUGGGACCCUUUUAUGUUAGUGCUUCCUCUGCUGCUUUACAUACAGCUGGAAUCUGUUCAUCUCAGUAGAUUAUACGGCACAAAAAGCACCACGUUUGGUGUUCAUAAUGUAGAUGUAUAUGGGGCAAAUUGCUAAAAGAAACCUGCUGUGUUAUUACUGAAAAAUGAGCCAAAUAAUCAUAGCCCUCAGUUUAAUACCAGAACCCAGAGAGCUAAACUCUGGCCUUGUUGCCCUCUGGCCUCCGGAAGGAUAUCGUGGCCCAUGCACACCUCUGGGUACAACGUUCAUGUUAGAAUCUUUAGGUAUCCCUUUUUAGCCUCGGUUGUUAUCCCCUUCUCACCUUCUCCUAAGAACUAUUUUGACUUAUGAGGAUAGUGGCUUUUUACAUAGGAAGUUCAACAGUCCUCUUCUAUCAGAAAUAAGAUCUUUUGCUUCCUGAGGUAGUUGAGAACUAGUUGACACAGUAUUGCUGUCUACAGUAUUGCUGUAGACAAGCAUCUACAUAAGACUGUUCAAUUGAUUGUUGUUUUAUAUCAAACAACUUUUGUAAUACUCAUUUUUAUUGUUACAGUAUUUUAUAAAUUUUAAAGAAUAUGAUAAAAAAUGAAAGGUAUUUCAGGUUUUAAAAGGGGUCUCCAGGAGGAGUUGGGGUAUAAAAAAGAAAGGAGCAUGUGAUGUGAGUCUAUUUACUCAAAAUAUGUUUUUAAAUGUUAAUAAAUUCAGAUAAAAUGAAAUUAGGUAUCUUUUCUCAUGAUAAUGAAAUAAAACUUAAAUAAAAAAUUCACAACUUAAUCCAUGUUGCAUCAAAAUAUCAACUGCCUCCCUUUUUCAGGGUACAUAGUACUCUAUUCUAAAGGGGAAAAGCAACCACAACUGUACAUGCCUGCCCUAAGAGAUUGUUUACUAAUACUGUUCAAGAAUUAUAUAAAUGUGUCCUAAAUACUGAACUAUCAAUCAUUGGUCUAAUAAAUCCAAGGAUACAGGCUUUGGACGUUCAAGAAA